Messenger RNA from Naegleria fowleri, 1758 nucleotides. RefSeq lists its product as uncharacterized. NCBI's taxonomy places the organism in Eukaryota, Heterolobosea, Eutetramitea, Acrasida, Naegleriidae. Gene Ontology annotation, molecular function: methyltransferase activity. Gene Ontology annotation, biological process: 7-methylguanosine RNA capping; RNA methylation. Bases 1 to 1758 code for a protein of 585 amino acids. The transcript is spliced from 2 exons. The record is from RefSeq and is a predicted model, not a curated record.
AUGUAUUCCCAAAGCACCUCCUCUCAAUUACCACUUUCAUCUUCAUCAUCCUCAGCCACACCAUCAAAUCUUCUCCAAUCAUUAUUAUGUAUGAAUAGUAAUAGUGUUCACCACAGUAAUUAUUCCAGCAGCAGUAAUGCGAGCAAUAACCAUUCCCAAAAUGAUUUAGAUCAAAAUAAUAAUUUUCAAUCAUCCCUUUCGGGAUUUGGUUUGAUGGGAUUUUCUCAUGCUCAACAACCACAACAACAACAAUUUAUGAUGUGGCCAAAUUUUCACGGAUACACUAAUAAUGCGUACCUUCCAUCUACAUUUUCACAAUCUUCCAAUACCGAAUUUCCAUCUUCUUCAUGGAAUCAAGAUUCAUCACAUUAUUUCCAUCAUGCGGGAUAUGAUUCCACCUCCUCACAACAACAAAUUGCACCAUCAAGUGGAUCAAACAUUCCUCCUCCAUGGAUGAUGAUGAAUGAUUGGGGAGGUGGAUCUGUCUAUAACGAUCAAGCAUUUGCAAUGUUUUCCGAGGAUACUAUUCUAAGCUCUUUGUCAAUCCCAUCCUCUUCUACCAUCUCUGAAGAUAGCCAUUCCACCAAACAUCAUGACGACAAAUCAUCAAUAUUAAAUUCUCUCCUCACAAGUACAUCCACAGUAAGCAGUGCCAAUACACUAACAUCGUCGUCUCCGAGUAUUAGUAGCAACAGUAAUGGAAAUUACAAUACUGUCAUCACUUCUAGUAAUCAAGCUCCGUGUCCUGAAAAAUCAACCCGAAAUGACAUUAGAAAACUUCACAUUCAACUGAGAGCCUCAUUGCGGUUGUUAGAAAUGGAGAAGCAGAAAAUUUCCAAACUUAAUUCAAAAGACACACACUAUAUUGUGGCUGAUCAAACAUUGGAGGAAACAAUUGCUCAUGUUAAAAAACUUCUCAACAUUGUAAAUAAGAAGCAAACUAAAGAAGAAAAAGAAUGUACAAAAUUGAUGAACAAACAACUCAAUCACACCGACUCUUCAGAACAAUCCAAUACUUUGGAAAAUUAUUACAAUAUGAGAAAAUUCUCUGAAAAUAUUUAUGGCUUCUUUCCCAAGCAUUUAGUUAGUAAGGUGAGAUAUGACUCUGAGUUGGCUCUCUCGUACUUGACACCAUUCAAUGACGCCUUUGAAAUUGCUUCAAUCAUGAAUGAGAUGAUCAAGCAACAGUCAGGAUUUUAUCCCAACCACAUCAUAGAUGGCACUGGUGGUUUAGGAGGAAAUGUUAUUGGUUUUUUGCGGUAUUUUUGGUCGAAGAGGUUGCACCGAAAAACUGUGAGCAUGAUUGAGCUCGACGAGAGACGAUGUAAAGAUGCUCAGUACAAUAUUAAUUUAUUUGAAAACGAAGAAAAGAAGUACGAUAAAGAUUGUGUGACAUGUCAUGUGGAGUGUGGCAACUUUAUUGAUUGGUGGAACAAAGAAAAACCUAAAAUGUCCGAAAACAAGCGCAGUGAAACACUCAUUUUCUUUGACCCUCCAUGGGGCAAUGCUGAUUACUCACUACAUGAAUUUAUCGAUGACUUGUACAUGAUUCAGGAAAAUUUAUCGCCUGUUAGCGUCAAGGCCUUUUCACAACAAUUACUAUUGGAGGACGGAGUUCAAUGUGUAGUGUUGAAGGUACCUUACAACUUUUCAGAAUAUAGUCUAUCAGAGACUCUAAAUGUGGAGUAUAUUUUAAUGAAAAAGGUGAAAUAUGUGCUAUUAUUCCCAUAUCAUCAAAGUUCACUUACCAGACUGUAA